CCAACCCAACCAACUUGUGGUGUUGUGCUUAAAAUCGGCUACUGCUUCCUUCCGUCCUUCCCGUGAGGAAGACUAUCCAGUUGCUACUGCUGCAGUAGGAGGAGCCAAAGAGGAAGAAGAAGAAGAAAAAGGAAUAGGAGGGAGAUCCGUCCCCCCGCCUGAGAAAGAAAGGUUAGUAAGUUUGGAAGCAAGCCAGCAUCCACGUGCUUCACUUUUGCUCACUGUUUUGUUUCUGUUCGUUUGCUUGAUUGUUCGUUUGGGUGGUCGGUAAACCGCCGGCGAAGUAGGAUCGUCGGAGUACCGGCCCAUUGGGUCAACGAGACUAGUUUGCUUUUUCGGAAAAACAAGCAAGGCAAGGAAUGGAAAUCCGUUAUUUUACUCACACCCAAUGAAUUCUACUUUGGGCAUAUUUUUUUUUAUGUUUGAGUUUGACAGGUGGAAUAAUAAGAGGAGGAACGGAACGAAUCUGCGCGCGCCUUUUUUCUCAACUCAACUACUCCCGGCCUUUUCGCGUAAUCCCCAAAUCAAAUUAUUUAUUUUCUUUCUGCUUGGCGAGUUUAUCGGAUCUGGAAAACAAUUCCGUUAAUCGAAUUAUUCUUCUCUUUCUUUUCCCCUUCCAAUUUCCAUCUCUUUUCUCCGCCAUUCCCCCCCAAAAAAAGAAAGCCUCGCCAUUGUUGGAGGUGGAGGUGGAGGGGUGGGAGGAGGAAGGGGAGGAGUCGCCGCCGGUGACCAUGGACAACAUAGCGUCGCAGCUGAAGCGGGGGAUAUCGCGGCAGUUCUCGACGGGCUCGCUGCGUAGGACGUUCAGCCGGCAGCUGUCACGGCAGGCGUCGCUGGAGCCUCGGCGGAACAACAGGCGCUUCAGCUUCGGCCGCCAGUCGUCGCUGGAUCCCAUACGGCGGAGCCCGAUCAAGGAGGAGCUGCUGGCGGUCCCGGAGAACUUGGACUGCACGAUGCAGCUGUUGUUCAUGGCGUCCCGUGGCGACGUGCUUGCGGUCCAAGAUUUGCUGAACCAAGGGAUUGACGUCAACAGCAUCGACCUCGACGGGAGGACCGCGCUCCACAUUGCCGCCUGCGAGGGGCACGCCGAGGUCGUUAAGCUUUUGCUCAGUCGUAGGGCCAAUAUCGACGCUCGCGACCGCUGGGGGAGCACUGCUUGUGCUGAUGCUAAGUUCUACGGGAAUGUAGAAAUUUACAACAUUCUCAAGGCUCGAGGGGCCAAAGUUCCGAAAACCAGGAAGACGCCAAUGGCUGUAGCGAAUCCUCGAGAAGUACCCGAGUAUGAACUUAAUCCCUUAGAACUUCAAGUUCGAAGGUCCGAUGGCAUCACAAAGGCAAGUGGGAACUGAUAUGUCUGUUCAAUGCAUUAGGUGUGAGGAUUCCCUCUCAGUUGUGGUGUGACGUCCCAUCUUUUCUAUGGUACAUAUCAAGUGGCUAAAUGGAAUGGUACAAAGGUUGCUGUAAAGAUACUUGAUAAGGACUGCUAUACUGAUCCUGAAAGCAUAAGCGCAUUCAAACAUGAACUAACCUUACUAGAGAAGGUUCGACAUCCAAACGUGGUUCAGUUUGUUGGAGCGGUUACCCAAAACAUACCAAUGAUGAUUGUUGUAGAGUAUCACCCAAGAGGAGACUUGGGAAGUUAUCUCCAAAAGAAAGGCCGUUUGUCACCAUCCAAAACUCUAAGAUUUGCCCUUGACAUUGCCAGGGGUGUGAACUAUCUUCAUGAAUGUAAACCAGACCCAAUUAUCCACUGCGGUCUAAAGCCAAAAAACAUUAUGCUGGAUAGUGGAGGCCAGUUGAAGGUUGCUGGUUUUGGUUUGAUAAAGCUGUCCCUAAUUUCAGUUGACAAAGCUAAAGUUGCGGCAGGGUCUUCAUUGGACUCCUCAAAUGUAUAUAUGGCGCCUGAAGUUUAUAGAGAUGAAAUUUUCGAUAGAACUGUGGAUGCUUACUCUUUUGGUGUUAUGUUAUAUGAGAUGAUCGAGGGAGCGUACCCAUUCUACCCCAAGCCUCUUGCAGAGGCUGUUAAAUUGAUGGGUGUCGAGACAAAGAGACCGGCGUUUAAGGUCAAGUCCAGACAUUAUCCUCCAGAUAUGAAAGAAUUGAUUGAUGAAUGCUGGCAUCCUGAACCAGUUGCCAGGCCAACGUUUUCUGAGAUAAUCGUGCGACUGGACAGAAUAGUUUCACACUGUUCGAAGCAUGGAUGGUGGAAAGACACUUUUAAGCUUCCCUGGAAAUAAGAGGAGGCAUGGGUUAGUAGGAGGGGACACGGUGAAAGAAAGCAAUGGUGAAUGAGCUGACAUUGAUGGAAAGAAAGGGGGGAAGAAGCUUCAUGUACUACACAAGGCCAUGAUAUGUGUAAGUUCUAGAGAGACGGUGGAUGUUCGAUCCGAGCAAAGAAGCAAGCAAAAGGCGGCGAGAAGACACGUUACACCAAUCUGCUUUUCAAGUUCAAUCUGCAUUCCAUAUGUAUUCAAAAGAUUUGCGUACAUAAAGUACAUCGUUGUGUAAAAAAAGAAGGAAAACAUGGCCGUUGUUGUAAAAUAUGUUCAUUGUGAUUAUAGAAAAAGGUGGUCUUGACGGUGGUAGUGAUAUGUUUGGAGCGGAUUCACUUUCAUUUUUCAGGCAAUCACUAUUUACGAUUAUAGUUGGAGAAUGAUCACACAUGAAAAGUCUAUAAGGUGCUAAGUACAGGAAGAUUCUUCGUCCGUCAAUAAGAUGUGAGAGCCCUCGUCUAGAAUGCUAUACAAUAGCAAGAAAAUUUUAAAAUAUGUAGAUCUU
Molecule: messenger RNA, 2778 nt
Organism: Linum tenue
Lineage: Eukaryota; Viridiplantae; Streptophyta; Magnoliopsida; Malpighiales; Linaceae
Source: the annotation of a GenBank genome assembly